This is a messenger RNA of Myotis davidii, 381 nucleotides long. Its product is annotated as olfactory receptor 50-like. Gene Ontology annotation, molecular function: G protein-coupled receptor activity; olfactory receptor activity. The annotation marks the transcript as partial. Gene Ontology annotation, biological process: G protein-coupled receptor signaling pathway. Gene Ontology annotation, cellular component: membrane. The transcript has a single exon. NCBI's taxonomy places the organism in Eukaryota, Metazoa, Chordata, Mammalia, Chiroptera, Vespertilionidae. The record is from RefSeq and is a predicted model, not a curated record.
AUGAGGGGGGAUAAUCAGAGCAGCGUGUCUGAGUUCCUCCUCCUGGGGCUCCCCAUCCCGCAAGGGCAGCAGGGCGUGUUCUUCGCCCUGUUCCUGGGCAUGUACCUGACCACGGUGCUGGGCAACCUGCUCAUCAUCCUGCUCAUCAGGCUGGACUCUCGCCUGCACACGCCCAUGUACUUCUUCCUCAGCCACUUGGCCUUCACUGACAUCUCCUUUUCAUCAGUCACAGCUCCAAAGAUGCUCAUGAAUAUGCAUACUCAGGAUCAAUCCAUCUCCUAUGCUGGAUGCAUUUCCCAGGUGUACUUCUUCUUAUUUUGGGGGGAUCUUGAUAGUCUCCUUCUUACCUCCAUGGCCUAUGACAGGUAUGUGGCCAUCUGU